AUCACGAAACAGGUUAUAAAAUCGGUAGUCGCCGAUAUUUCCCUAUUCUCCUUACUCGUUUCAAUUAGUUAUUGUCGGUAGAGCGGAGAGGUAAUUCAAACGCAACGUGCUUCGUUCGACUUUUAAGUAUGCUAACUACUAGUUCGUCAGUGGUAUUGCAAUCUGGCAAGAAGAUUUUAAGUCAACAUUUUGUUAACUUAGCACAAACUAUUAGCUCUUCAGGACCCACUCAAGGAAUUUUGAGAGCAACUGCACAUGGAGCAAGUGGUCCCUGCCCUUUCAUAACGCGUCUCCCUGCUCCUUUUGUGCGUAAUUAUGGUCGAUCUGUAGUGGAAAUGUAUAUGGAUAAAUGUCCUUACAUGACCCGAUUCUUUGCAACUGCUGCAACAACAGAAGGUUCAGAAAAAAAUCCAAGUGAGGAUCAAAAAUGCCCAUUUCUUUCUUCUGUUAAACCAACUAUGAAGGCUGCAAGUGAUGAAAUGCAACAUGAUAUCAUAGAUCUGACAAAGGAAAAAUCUUAUGAGGAAAAAAGAGGUCAAACUUUUGAUUAUGAAGACUUUUUCCUGGAACAAAUUGGAAAGAAAAAAAAGGAUCAUUCAUACAGAGUAUUUAAAAAAGUUAAUCGCUUGGCUGAUAACUUUCCUCAGGCAUUUGAAUUUACUGAAGGAUCUCGCCCUAUAACAGUGUGGUGUAGCAAUGACUAUUUGGGAAUGAGUAGACACCCUGAAGUUAAAAAAGCUGUUAAGGAAACUAUUGAAGCUCAUGGAGUUGGUGCUGGAGGAACUCGUAAUAUAUCUGGAAAUAGUUUAUUUCAUGAAAAGCUGGAGAAAGAAUUAGCAACAUUACAUCAAAAGGAAGCUGCACUUCUAUUUACAUCUUGUUUUGUUGCUAAUGAUUCAACCUUAUUUACAUUAGCCAAAUCUUUACCAGGAUGUCAUAUAUUUUCUGAUGCUGGAAAUCAUGCAUCAAUGAUACAAGGCAUACGAAACAGUGGAGCAAUAAAACAUAUCUUUAAACAUAAUGAUCCUAAUCAUUUGGAAGAGUUGUUAAAAUCUGUUGAUAUAUCUGUUCCUAAAAUUGUUGCAUUUGAAACUGUUCAUUCGAUGACAGGUGCUGUUUGUCCCUUAGAAGAACUUUGUGAUGUGGCUCAUCGUUAUGGAGCUUUGACAUUUGUUGAUGAAGUGCAUGCUGUUGGAUUAUAUGGGAAACAUGGAGCUGGUAUUGGGGAGAGAGAUAAUGUUUUGCACAAAAUGGAUAUUAUAUCAGGAACUCUGGGUAAAGCAUUUGGUGGCAUUGGAGGAUAUAUCGCUAGUAGUUCAGUAUUAGUAGACACUAUAAGAAGUUAUGCAGCAGGAUUUAUAUUUACUACUUCCCUUCCACCUGCUGUUUUACAAGGAUCUUUAACUUCUAUUCGGAUUUUAAAAAGUGAAGAAGGUCGAGCAUUAAGAGCUAAACAUCAAGAUAAUGUGAAAUAUUUAAGACAAGAACUGAUGCGAGUUGGUAUUCCAGUUGUACAUUGCCCAAGUCAUAUAAUUCCAGUUCAUGUAGGUGAUCCUUGGUUCUGUACUCAAAUAUCUAAUGAAUUGAUAACAAAAUUUGGGCACUAUGUUCAAGCAAUUAAUUAUCCAACUGUACCACAAGGAGAGGAAAAAUUAAGAAUUGCUCCAACACCAUUCCAUACUAAAGAAAUGAUGAAUAAAUUUGUUGAAGAUCUUGUGAAAGUUUGGGAAAUAGCUGGAUUAAAAUUAAGAGAAGAUAUGUGUAAUAAGGAAUGUCAAUAUUGUAAACAACCUCUGAUUUUUGAAAAGAUGGAAUCUCGCAUACUACCUCCUUGUGGUGGUGCUCGUGCAGAAUGUCCACAAAUUUUAGCAGUAUCUUAAAUAAAAGAUUACAAUUGAUUUUAAUGUUCGCUUCCAACUUUUUGCAAAAUUGCUUCCAGUAUGUAAAUUAUAUAAAGAAAUUUACUAUAAAUGCAAAGCACAAGAUAUAUCUGUAAUACAUAUUGUGAAGGGUAUUUAACAAAUUAGAACAAAGUUAACUGUUAAUUAAUCAAAACAGGAAAAUUAUUGUUAUUUUAGCUCUGCAGUAUUAUUUUUAUAUUUUACUUAUGUACAAAUAUGUACAAAAUAAAUAUUAGAUGAUGCAAUCAAAUAUUGUUGUAUGGUUAUUUAAAAUUAUGCAUUACAAAAAAUUAAGUAUUUUUGUAACAAAUUCUCAUUGUUUAAAGCAUUUUGCA
Molecule: messenger RNA, 2236 nt
Organism: Centruroides sculpturatus (bark scorpion)
Lineage: Eukaryota; Metazoa; Arthropoda; Arachnida; Scorpiones; Buthidae
Product: 5-aminolevulinate synthase, erythroid-specific, mitochondrial-like
Exons: 12
Coding region: 129-1880 (583 amino acids)
Biological process (GO): erythrocyte development; heme biosynthetic process; hemoglobin biosynthetic process
Cellular component (GO): mitochondrial matrix; mitochondrion
Molecular function (GO): 5-aminolevulinate synthase activity; pyridoxal phosphate binding
Source: RefSeq, a predicted model, not a curated record